AUGAAACGAAAAUUUGAAUCGGAUAAUAUUCAUAUUUCAUGGCGAAAUAUUGAUGAAACUAUAAAUCGUAUAUCAAAAAUGAUUAAUGAUCAUGAACGUUUUCUAACUGAAAUUAAGCGAACAAGUGGUGAUGGUUUACAAGGUAUUCGUAAUGAAUAUAAAAGUCUUGAGAAUUUUAAAAGAACAUUAGAUAAUGAUGAUAAAGAAAUUCAAAAAAUUGCAAAUUGUCAUUCAGUAAUUCUUCGUUUAUAUCCAACAGCUGAUUCAAAUAAUGAAAUCCGUAAUAGAAUAAAAGAUCUUAAUCAUCGUUGGAAAAUAUUAAAUGAAACAGUUCAUGAAACACUAAAACAUCUUAAAUAUAUGUUAAGUAUUCAUGGUGAUUUUCAAUUAACACAAGAUUCAUUAUUACUUUGGUUAACAGAUCUUGAUGUACUUUUAACAAAUCUUGAAUAUUUAUCUGAAGCACCAACAAAUGAAAAAAUUCGACAAUUACAUGAUAUGGAUCGUGAAAUUCAAGAAAAACAAGCAAAAAUUGAAUAUGUCCAAAAAUGUGCUAAUUAUUUACUUAAUAAAACUGUUGAUGCUCGUGGUUUAACAAUAAAUAUGAAUGAAUUAGAUAAAUUUCUUCAACAAUUAAAAAAUUUAACAAAACGUAUUAGAAAAUUAAAACAAAAUUUAAUGAAUCCAAGUGAUCGUCAUUUGGAUUUAAUGAGUUCAGUUCGUAUUUCUACAUCACCAACACAUAAACGUUUAGCUUCUCCAUCGCCACCAAGAUCUCGAUCUCCAAAUCGUUAUCGCCGUAAUCGAGACCGUUUUCUUUGUUCAUAUGAUAAAAUUGAAUUAGAUGAUUGUCGUCAACGUGCAGAUAAACUUUUAGCUGAUUUUGAAGAUAUUCUUCUUCAAAUGAAUGCAGAUUUUCGUUCGAAAGAAGAAAUUUUUCAUUCUCCAAUACCAAUGGGCGCUCAAAUUGAAAACUUAUCUAUGGAUUUUACUUAUAAUCGAAUAUUAACAUCUACUCGAAGAAAAAUUGAUGCAUUACGUGAAUUUAUUCUUCAAAUAAAACAAGAAUUAGGUGCAUACUUAA
This is a messenger RNA of Rotaria sordida, 1084 nucleotides long. The record is from the annotation of a GenBank genome assembly. NCBI's taxonomy places the organism in Eukaryota, Metazoa, Rotifera, Eurotatoria, Philodinida, Philodinidae.